AAAUGGUAGAAUAAGCUUUCUUCAUACUCAUAUCCUCUAUUUUUUUUUUCACUGAAGGAAAAUGUUGAAGUUCGAUGGGGCCUCCGUGCUGCCUGAUACAAUCAAUAUCAUGCAUGUCAACAACUUCAGGCGUUACGUUUCAACGUAACAGAUUAAUUCGUGUCCUGAAUUUCUCGAUUCCAAAUUUCUUAGUGGUAAAUCGAGCAUGGAGCUUGCUGAAAAAAAAUACGUGUGGGACGACUUCUACGAUGGCCUCACCAUCCUCGGGGUUACUGAGCAACGGGACGAAGAGGUCAAGAGCAGGAAACGGAAGAAACAAGUCGUUCCACGGUCGCAAGUCUACUGUCCUCACGCUUACCUAUUCUUGAAUUUUUUGGAUAUCUUGAAUCCUGGGGAAAAAAUAAAAUAUCGAAAAUGUUAUCUCCGGAGAGUAUUCCCCCCCGACCCAGACGUAAUAAUCCUCCAGGACGUAAAAAACCUCUCCCUCUUCCUACUAACGACUCCAGUGAGUCUCCAAUUCGUAAACUUCUUCCACCUCGAGGUGGUGGACCGUUUCCUCCGAGCGCUGAUCCUAUAUUUCCAAUUUUACACCGAGAUUUGGGAUGAGGAGAUCAUUAAGAAGCGCGCGGCAACGAUGAAGAAGGCCCCGAAUCCCAUGGCCGGGGGGAGCAGGAUAAGACGCGCUGAGGAAAUGAGGAUUCUCCGGUGUCUACUCGCUCGGGAGUACUGUGAAUUAGUUGUGGGGUGCGACACCAGUGCGAGGUUUCAUCACAUGCUCGCGGGCACUGCCAUCCCCGGGAUGCAGUCCCAGGGGGAGAAGGACUUGAGGAUCUUCGAGGUCCUUAUUGGGAUCGCUCACAGGGUCGUUUGGAUCGCGCUGAAACGCAAGCAUUUCACGUUGAUUGAAGUGGAACUCCACCGAUUAUUCAGAACCGACGCCUACAACACCGCGGACCGAAGAACCGGGGGGAUUAUCUACAAAGGAAUGCUGGAGGACGAAUUCAGGAUCCUCCACGGCCCCAGAAUGCCGCUGAAACGAAAAUUACUGGUGAACUCCGCUCUCCCUCGGCAGUUGAUCAGCGAAUUAUGUGACUUCCGAAUUGUAUCAUUGGGGCUGAUUGCUUUCGAGUCGAGAGACCCCAGAAUCAAUUACUUGAAAAAUGCACUAGUAGCAGAUGAGGAAAAUUUCCUGGACCUGGGGAUCAAGAUGGGGAUCCUCGGGCAUUCGAGGGAAGAUUACGACAUCAUGCUGACGUCCCUGGAGGACGAGAAGGUUGUGGAGGAAGAGGAGGACGAUAAGUGGGAGAGAAAGAGGAGUUCUAUGUCUGACAGAGCGCGGAGAAGCAGAAUUCUAGAGAAGAAGGGCUUGAGCAUGCCGGCCUUCGGGCCAGAUCCAGAAAUUCCGGAGGAUUACCCUCCCUCAAAGAUCAGUGGAACAUCUACCAAAAAACACGAAAUACGUAACAACGCCAGGAAAAUGUGGAUCUCCAGAGAACUCGAGAGACAGAAUCACACACACUCAGACGCAGUCUCCCUCGCCACCACCAUUGAAAAUUAAUCGUCCCCUCGAUCAAUUCAUCAAAUUAUUAUUUCUCGUUUUCUCUCGUUUUCGUAAAAAACGCCAACAACUGGGAAAUGUUUUUAAGGAGAUGAUUGUUACGAAUCGUCAACUUGGACCAGAACAUGUGGUAUUUUUUCAGGGAUAGGAUCAAUGUAAGAGAGCACUACUAGGCAAUGUAAAAAAAUAUGCUCAUUAUAAUUAUCACACUAAUUAAUAAGAAAAUUAUGACGAUGAGAUGGAAAUUAUCUGAGUUCUACUGCAGCAUUCCUUUAAAAAUCAGUGAAACAUUCUACCAAAAAGCAGGACAUA
Messenger RNA from Diachasma alloeum, 1870 nucleotides. RefSeq names its product protein phosphatase 1 regulatory subunit 36. Gene Ontology annotation, molecular function: phosphatase binding. The transcript has 6 exons. The coding region runs from base 206 to 1558 and encodes 450 amino acids. Gene Ontology annotation, biological process: negative regulation of phosphatase activity. NCBI's taxonomy places the organism in Eukaryota, Metazoa, Arthropoda, Insecta, Hymenoptera, Braconidae. The record is from RefSeq and is a predicted model, not a curated record.